Messenger RNA from Vitis vinifera (wine grape), 1563 nucleotides. RefSeq names its product glucan endo-1,3-beta-glucosidase 13-like. Gene Ontology annotation, biological process: carbohydrate metabolic process. The transcript is spliced from 2 exons. The record is from RefSeq and is a predicted model, not a curated record. NCBI's taxonomy places the organism in Eukaryota, Viridiplantae, Streptophyta, Magnoliopsida, Vitales, Vitaceae. The coding region runs from base 33 to 1415 and encodes 460 amino acids. Gene Ontology annotation, cellular component: plasma membrane. Gene Ontology annotation, molecular function: hydrolase activity, hydrolyzing O-glycosyl compounds.
CCAAGCCUCACUGAGACUCGAUACCCAUCAGCAUGGCUCCCACUUCACUACUUCUCCUGCCACUUCUCCUCCUUCUCUGCCUAUUUCCGGCGGUUUCCUCCGUCGGCGUAAACUACGGCACUCUCGGAAACAACCUCCCUCCGCCCAAGAAGGUGGCUCAGCUACUCCAAUCCACUCUCAUCGACAAGGUCAAGAUCUACGACACAAACCCAGAAAUCCUAGAGGCCUUUUCCAACACAGGCAUAGACCUCAUCGUCGCCGUCGAAAAUUACCACGUCUCCAACAUCAGCUCCGAUGUGGCCGCCGCCGACGAGUGGUUCGCCACCCGCGUCGCGCCCUUCAUUCCCGCCACUUCCAUCGUCGCCAUUGCAGUGGGUAAUGAGUAUUUGACCACUGAUACUGACCACUUGGCCCUUAAUGCCCUGGUUCAAGCAAUGCAGAACCUUCAUGGAGUCCUACUAGCUCGUGGACUCGACCGGAAAAUCAAGGUCACCACCCCACAUAGUAUGGCUGUGCUCGCUUCUUCGUUUCCUCCUUCAGCUUCCACCUUCGCCCUGGAACUCAUCCCAACCAUGACCUCCAUUGUUGGGUUCAUAGCUGAUACUGGUGCGCCAUUCAUGAUCAACGCCUACCCAUAUUUUGCCUACAGAGACAAUCCGGGAAAAAUCGAUCUGGAAUACGCAUUGCUCGGGAACACAACUGGGGUACGCGACCCAAAGGGGUUUGUGUAUAACAACAUGCUCGAUGCCCAAAUCGACGCCGUCCGAUCAGCCAUCAACGCUCUGGGUUUCGGAAAUCGGACCAUAGAGAUCACCGUAUCGGAAUCCGGGUGGCCGUCGAAGGGUGAGGCUGGGGACUCCGCGGCCACACCGGAAAACGCAAAAAAAUACAAUACCAGACUGAUCGAACGUGGGCAGUCAGAUAAAGGCACACCCAUGAGGCCGAAGGACAAGGUGGAGGUGUUUGUGUUCGCUUUGUUCAAUGAGAACAAAAAGGGAGGUGGAGUGAGUGAGAGAAACUUUGGGAUUUUGAACGGCGACGGGUCUAAGGUAUAUGAGAUAGAUUUGAGCUGUAAAUUCUGCAGCGGCAAUGGAGGUGCGGUGGGGUUCGGUGAGAAAGUAGCGAACGCAGCGAGGGGUCCUUCGGUUUGGUGCGUAGCAAAGCCCCAUGCAGAUGAGAAGGUGCUGCAGGCGGUGCUGGACUUCUGCUGUGGGCCUGGUGGGGUGGACUGCAGAGAGAUAUAUGGAAGUGGGGAUUGUUUUGAGCCGAAUAAGCUUCAUGCACAUUCAUCAUACGCCAUGAAUGCGUAUUAUCAGAUGCAUGGGAGGAACUACUGGAACUGUGAUUUCAAAGGCGCUGGCCUCGUUACCUUCGGUGAUCCAAGUUAUGGGAGAUGCCGAUAUCCUCAACAGUGAUCAAGCAGUAGAAAGGUGGUGGAUGUGGUUGACAGCUCAUUUGUAAUGCUUGUUAGUAUCAUUAGCUUGGACCAAAAGUGAAAAUGUGAGCAGUGAAAAUUUGAUGUAUUGAUUGUAAGGUGAUAUGACAUGAAUCUUAUAAUUUGAA